AUGGAAAUCUACACAACAUCUUUUACUUACCCGCGCCGCGCACGACUCGCUCAUUCUCCUGCUUCUUCUCUCGAGUUCUCUGCCAACGAGCUUCGCAGGGCGGAUUCGUACUCUCAUCUCCAACAAUAUGCCAACAAUAAUCUUUCCGAACCUCAGGGGACUGCGUCCCCUUCCGACUAUGACGCCCUUCAAAAGCUCGCCGUGGUGGCCAUGGGGCUGCACGGCGUUCAUAUUUCCUUCACGCCCGCCAACCAUGGUCAGGCGUGGAACUUCCAGAUUUCUGGAGCCUACCAACAAGUCAUGCUCGCCAGGGGAUUGAUUAUGAAGGAGUGCCCCAUCCAGAACCGUGCGUCCAUCAAGGUAGCGCGGUCAGAAAUUCUUGAUUCCCCUUCUGGGAAGGCCAGUCUGAAGCCCGAAGUCUGUCGACUCCUCGACGAUGUUGCUUCUCAGACCUUUGCGCAUAUCGCGGUCGUCAACAGCGCUCAUACUUUGUCGACGCGCAGUCUUCCGGAUGGUAUCAGUAACAGCGCUGGGUGGUCUGGCUUGGAAACUGAACGCGUCUGCGAGCUUGUCAUUACAGGCCAGGGUGAUUCCGUCGAGCUCGCUCGCGUGGGCCUCCUGGUCAUGUUGGACGAGCUGAGCAGUUUGCAUUCGGAGUCUUGCGAAAUUGAUCGCACGCUGCACGCCAUCGUGGCCGGCAGGAAGCGCAACGUCUUACAGUCCAUUCAGGAGGAGACUGCGACCAACGUCUACUUCCCGUCUCCGCUGCAGGGACUUCUCGGUCUCGAUUACGCUGCAGCCAAUGCGUCCUCUCCGGGUCAGCAGAAUAAGACGAAUCCCAAUAUUAUCAGGAUCACAGGCGAGUUUUUCGGGGUUCAGCGUGCUCGCGACAUGCUAUUCCAAGUGUCUAUGACCAAGAAUAAGCAGAUACUUUCUCGUGACAGCGCAAUUCUACCUCGCAAGAUGGACUGGAUGGUCACGGAGCGCGCGGAGGACCUGAAGGCGCUCAUGCACGACAAUGCUACAUUUAUUCAAUUCCCUCCUAUUGGUAGUCCGACGAGUUUAAUCACUGUAUAUGGAGACCACAGGGUCAACAUCCAGAGAACCAUUCGCUCUAUCAUGCAACUGGCUUGUCAAUAUUAUGUAGCAUCUCUUUGGCUUCUUCCUGCGCAGUUCAAUGUCCUCAUGCCAUCGACAACCGUGAACCCCACUCAAGUUUCUGCGAUCAUUAAGCAGGUGUCUCUCGCCUCCGGUGCGGAAGUCGUGUUCAAGGGCAUGUCCUUUGAGAUGCAUGGCCUUGAGCAUGAAGUACGCGCCGCAGUGAGCAUGCUGCUUGAGUUGGACAUCAUCAAGACUUUCCACCACGAGAUUCGCUUCCAAAUUGAGCUUGCGAACGAGCACCGGGAAUUCAUCAGCGGUAAGAAGAACGGCAAGAUCAACAAAAUUAUGCAGACCACGAACGUCAAGAUCAAGUUCGAGACGUUCAACGAGUACAACUUCCUGAUCGACAUAUCUGGCAAUGAUGCGUCUGUUCUUCAGGGGCUGACCCUUCUGCAGGAAGAACUUCCAGCGGAGAUCUCGUUCCAUGUUCCCGAGUCCUACCACAAGCGCAUUAUCGGCGUCGGAGGUCGGAGCAUCCAGCGGAUUAUGAAGAAGUAUGGCGUCUAUGUCAAGUUCUCGAACGCGGAGGAGUUUGCGGCUAUGGGUGGAUACAAUGACAACGAGGACAAUGUGGUCGCAAGGACUCCAGCCAAAAACGCGAUGAACUUGGAGAACCUGAAGCAGUCCGUGAUGGAGCUCGUCAACCCGAAGGACAAGGACUACAUGAACGAGACUGUGUCCAUUCCUCGGAAGUACCAUCGUACUCUGCUCGGCGAUAAAAGCAUUUUCAUUCGUGACAUCGAGGCGAAGACGAACUCAUCGGUCCGUUUUCCUGACAAGGAGACUGCAUCUGACUUGGUCACCAUCUUUGGACCGGAAAGCCAAGUCCAGAUUGCUGCGACGAUGCUCUUGGAGCAUGUGCCGUUCGAGGCUGACAUGGCGGUGCCUCCGCACCCCGAACUCGCCCAUAUCUGUGCCUCCUCUGACUUUGCCGCUUUCGUGGAGAGGGCCAAACGCGACUUCCAGGUGGUCAUCUCGCCCAACAUCAAGGCGGGGUCACCUGGACCAUCCACCGAGACACCUACGGAAUGUUCGUUCAAGUUCAGGUGCCAACGGAGCAACAGCGACUUCUUGGUCACCGCUCGCGAGAUGCUGGAACAGUUCCUCAUCGGCCACAACGUGCAUGUUUACCCCUCGGCAACGUCACGCACCCACCAACGGGGCGACUCAUUUGCGGACGCAUUCCCGCACUUCGACAGCAAGGUGCUCUCUACUGCGCGCACCCGACAUCAAAAUUCUGCCGACCUCGGACGCCCUUCGGAGGCUAUGAUCGACAGACGGCUCAGACUCGCCAGUUCCUCGCCGGAUGUCAAAGCCCUGUUCAACAACUCACCGUCGUACAUCUACCACGUUGAGGAAGAGGAAGAUGUGGAGCCUCAGCCAAACUACGUGCCCGGACCGUCGAGCAGCGAUUACUGGACGCCGCUGCCGCCUAUUGGUUCGGGUGUCCCGCAUCGUGCGCGGCACGUCGAGGAGGCGCUGAAACGGGGGUCGGACUCGCUACUUGAAGCCAAGCUUAAGGACCAGCUCGCGAAGCCGCGGUCGCUCACGAACCGUGCGCAGUCGCUGGACCUCACGUACUCGCUCUCGCGCAUCAGCGAGGCGCCGCGCAUGGGGUCCGGCCUUUCGCGUCCCGACUCUCCCGACCACUCCGCUGCGGGCACGGGCACGGAUGGCACGUCCAGCCCUAUAUCGGCGACAGCGCCGUCGUUCCCUAGUGUGUAUGGCCCACCGGCGGGGCGAAGCGGGGUCGUGGGCGCCCCUAUUGGGCGCGGGGGCCUCCCGAUGGACCAGGACGCGGUGGACGAGGUCGCACGCGUUAUCUCGAACUUGGGGCUUUAA
Messenger RNA from Sparassis crispa, 3003 nucleotides. Its product is annotated as Meiotically up-regulated gene 60 protein. The transcript is spliced from 10 exons. Gene Ontology annotation, biological process: nuclear division. Lineage: Eukaryota; Fungi; Basidiomycota; Agaricomycetes; Polyporales; Sparassidaceae. Gene Ontology annotation, molecular function: mRNA binding. Gene Ontology annotation, cellular component: nucleus; cytoplasm. The coding region runs from base 1 to 3003 and encodes 1000 amino acids. The record is from RefSeq and is a predicted model, not a curated record.